Molecule: messenger RNA, 13497 nt
Organism: Solenopsis invicta (red fire ant)
Lineage: Eukaryota; Metazoa; Arthropoda; Insecta; Hymenoptera; Formicidae
Gene: Rbp
Product: RIMS-binding protein 2
Exons: 16
Coding region: 2677-7611 (1644 amino acids)
Biological process (GO): neuromuscular synaptic transmission
Molecular function (GO): protein binding
Source: RefSeq, a predicted model, not a curated record
UAUAUUUUAAUUAAUUAUACAAUUACAUCAUGUUAUGUUGUAAAUCUUUACAAAAAUUUAACGAUCUUGGCUCGGUAUCAUUUACGUGUUUAAUUACUGAGACAUUUAUUUCUCUCUCUCUCUCUCUUGUUAGAUUUUUUUGCAGAAUAAAACAAGAUCUUUUUUCUUUCGCGUUUUUCGCGCGUCUAAAGUAGAUGACUGAUGACAAUUGAAUACCGCGGUGAAAAAAAGUCACGUUUGAUCUCCGGUAAUCGUAGGAGGCAAGGAAGAAAGCGGGAAAAUUAGUCGGAUGCACUUUUAUCUCGGUGCACAGAUGCGGAGAUAACCGGACGAGGGUGUGAAACUCCACGAUGCGCGCGUAAAUCGUUAACUGAAGCUGCGAAUAAUAAGGCACGUGUCGCGCUCGUCGUGAACGGGCGCGUUAACGAGACUCUGUGACAAGUGCAGCGUACGUAUGUGUGCGUAUGUGUACAUGUGUGCGUGCGUAUGCGUGUGGGUCUCAAUCACGGCAACUUUUUCGCAUGAAAACCACAGGUCGAGCACUUGGCCGCACGCGACGCGUUAACACGAAAUAUCAUACUGUACAACUCGCGCACUGUAGUUAAUACUCCCUGGCUGUGCUCGCGCCGGUGUUAAAAUACGUGUUCGCGGUCGGUUGGACUCAUUGUGGGCGCCAGCGACGAGCGAUCAUCGACCAUGAAGUCGCAAACCGAAGCGAGGAUUUCUACAGGCGGAUUACAAACUUGAUCGAAUUCUCCUCGCGCCGAUACCUGUUGCCAAUAAUCGCGCCGAUGACUUUCUCACUUAACGAGGGACUUCUCGCAAUCAAUUUCGCGGCCAGAGCAGCCCUUUAGAGAGUAUUCUGAUCUAGAACGCGAAAGUGUUUACUUAUACUUUUGCAACUUUCUUUUUAAAGAAAACUGCUAUACAUUUUUCUUUCAUGCUUUUGUACGUCUACUUGUAUAUGUUUACUAAUUUUUGAUGUGGCUAAAUGUUUAUUAGUUUUUAUGUUAUGUAAAUUUAAAAUUGAAUACAUUUUUCAAGUCGGCUGACAUAAUUUCUUAGGAACUACUGAAGCUAAACAACUUCAACUUUUGCGUAUAUGUGAAAUAUAUGUUUGUUUAUCGCCUGAAUUGAAAUUAUUGCGGUAUCUAUAAAUUAACUAUUACAUAUAUAUUAAAUUUAAUCCUUUGUUUUAAAAAAUCGAUAUUUGAAAAAGAGAUGUUUAAUUUCAAGAUAUUAAAAUUUUAUUUUUAUCUCUGCUUUUUAAAUAUGUAAAAAUGUUUUAGUUUCAAACGGCGUCCAGAUUUAAAACACUAAAACAUUUAAGAGCUAUUAAAGUUGUUUCAACUUUAAAUAACAUAAAAACUAGUAAACACUUUGUCACACAUUUUUGAAAAUUUGUAAAUACUAAAUAUGCAUACAGUCUUUCAAGUUACCUCGUGUCUGCGCUAUUUACUCAUUGGGAAAGAAUUGCUUUCUUACUUUUUGCAUAAAUCACAAGAUUUUGAUUCAUACUUUGAUGCUUCUACUUCAAUAGCUCGUGAAAUCCAUCGAUUAUUGCCUGGCACCUCCGAGGCGUACUUUGGACGAGAUUUUCGACGUAUUCUUUCAUUAGAGACUUCCAGAUUACACGAAUUUGUCGCAAAAGCUGCUUCAAAUUGUGAAUCUUUUUUCUACGAAGCUUUACCUUGAUAAAUACCCACGUAUUUUCAAUAGGAUUAACAUUAGGUGAUGCCAAUCCUAUUAAAAUGUGAAAUUAAUUAAAUCACUUUUUUCUAACUUUAAAAAUUUAUCCCUUAAGAAAUUGCGUUAUACAUGCCAAAAUUUUACAAAUUUUGAGAAACAGCUGAAUAUUAUGAUGAAGCAUCAACGAUAACAGUGCCAUUUACAAUCCUGGAAAAAAGUAAGAAGCAAUUCUUUCCCGAUCAGUAAAUAUCGCAAACACGAGGUAACUUGAAAGACUGUAAAUGUAUAAGUAAAUGUAUAAAAGAGUUAAAAAAAGACCGUAUAGAGUUAACAUCGUAUAAGAAUAUACCUAAUUUAAAAGCAUUACGCAAAAUAGAUAAGAAAAUCAGGCUGCUUGAGAAGAGCUUUAUCAAAUGAAGGGCCAAAUCGAUGCAACCUAAUUCACGCUAUAUCUGACUACACGAUUUGUCUACGACAUACAUUUCUCGUAUUUCGUAGACUUAUAAUUAACGACCAUAUUAAUAAUUUCACUCAUUAAAUAUUCAUCCCACAUUUACCGAAUCAGAUAACAUAAGAUCAUGGCGAGAGAGUCACUCCUCAUUAAUGAAUUAAGAAAUAUUUUGCAUACGUGCGUUUUCUCCUAGGAUGACCCCAUAUGUAACUACAAAUCAGCCGAUCCGAUGCGAAAGAACGCUGGUUUCCCUUAAACGCGAGGUCCCCCCGUUUCCCAAGAGAGCGACGAGAGCAAGUCCCGGCUCGUUCCCGAGGCGGGGUACGCAUGUGACGAGAGAAAUAAGAAAAUCCCCCUUUGCCCUGCAAUAGAGUCGCACUGUUAGGUGUGUGUGGGAUCGUCGUUGUGCGGUGCGCGGCACGGCUCGGCGGGCCGCGCAAAGGCCGCCCAAUUAAUUAAGAUAGCUCCUAGACACACACGCUAGAUCGAUAGGGACCGGCCGCGAUAAAGACUGGCGAGGGUCUCAGACUUCAGGGAUGUUGCAGUGCUGUGGUGUUGGAGGUGGCGCUUCCACGGCUCCGCAGCUGCACGGUACCGGAUCCGCUGUCGGGGCUACCACCUCCACGAGAACCACCAUCAUGCAGGACGCAGUUCUCGAAUCCAUCCUGGAGCAAAUGCGGGAGACGGAAGCCCGGCGAGCGGAGCUGGAAAGGCAGCAUGCGGAUGCACAGAACCAACUGCGGGAGAAGAUAGCAGGACGCUAUCAGGGCCCGGAAUCUGUCGAGGCGUUGCAGUCAAAGAUCCGGGAGCUUGAGAAGAAGACCGAGCUGCAAAUAGUGAAGCACGAGGAGCUGUCGCUGGAAUUGACCAGUCUGAGUCGUGCGCGCAGCAGGGGACCUGUCAUGGGACAUGUCACGUCCACGAACGUCCCGACGUCCACCUGGCCACCGGCCGGCUCCGAGAUUGAUAGAAUCAUCGCCAAGAUCGAGCAGGAUACUAGCGCCGGCAGAAUAUUGCACGAAUUGGACACGCGGGGCGCGAUAACCACGCAACAACCCUCGGCUACGCAGGGCAUCCUUAGGUCCAGCUCGGAAAAUCUUCCCAACCUCGGUCAGCAUCAGCAUCCACCUCAUCCGCACGCCCUCAACCUCGGGAUGCCUACCCAGCUGAGCCAUUACGCAGGUUCACCAAUGCCAUUAACGCCGAUGAUGCCUGGUUGUCCUCCAUUGACGCCGAAUGGACCACCAUAUCACUACAGCGAGCCUAUCCCGCCGGCACCAUCACUCUCCAGCAGUCAGUCGCAGCCCGCUUUCCAGCAGAAAAUUCAACAGUAUCAGCAACAGCAAUCGCAGCACGAGAUGUCGAGUUCUCAUUCUCAAAGCGUUCUACCAUCUCAACAGAAACAAACGCACACUUCACAUUUCACAAGCAAUCAGUAUCAGGAGAGCUAUCCUCAUACGCAAACGUAUCAGCAGCCGCUUCAGCAACAAUCGCAGCAGCAGCAGCAUCCGGCCUCGACCACGUACCUGACAUCGGCCAGCCAGAGCGUAAUACCUCACUAUACACAGCCUGCCCAGACCGCCCAGAAUUAUCAGUUGAAUGGGAGUCAACAGGCAACGACAUAUCCUAGUUUGUCCAUGGCCUCGCAUCCAAACGGGACGUACAGCUCGGGCGCGACCAGCUACAACACUCAGUUGGCACAUCAUAACUAUACUGUGCCACAAACGAACCUCCCGCAGACAACGUUAUCCUCGCUGCCGCUGUAUUCCACCACGUCCUUUCAUUCCACCCUCGGGGGACUCACAAGCGUACCCCAGUCCGUUCUUCCUUUCUCCACCGGUCAGAGCACCUUCGCUAAUACCAGUGGAUCGACGUACUCCACUACCGUCGGGACCAACGCUUUCGGGACGUCGGGCGUAAGCUCAGGUAGUAGUUCAGGAGGCCUGUUACAAGCAAUAGGCGAUCCUUUACAAGCGAUGCAGCAACUCUCCGCCCAGUCGCAGGCAAAUCAGCUUCAGCAGCAGGCGAUUAUCCAGCAGAUCCAACAGAGCUUGCGUGCCAGUUCGCCGACCGUGCCCGGUACUGCGACCGGUCAUCAUAUUCUUGGCCCUAGGCAAAUGCCGAAGAUCCCCACGAGUAUACUGACAAAUCCUUUGGACCGACUGACCAACACCGAAGACAUUAUAUCCGAGGGUCAAGUGGACAUGCUGGACGUGCCCGGCAAGGGCAGAUGUUAUGUUUACAUAGCUCGCUUUAGCUAUGAGCCGUUCCAACAUUCGCCGAACGCGAAUCCGGAAGCGGAACUACCGGUCCAAGGUGGCGAUUACCUUCUAGUCUGGGGCCAACCCGACGAAGACGGCUUUCUGGACGCAGAGACACUCGACGGUAGACGCGGUCUGGUGCCGGCCAACUUUGUACAGAAGUUGGUAGGCGACGAUCUGCUAGAAUUUCAUCAAGCCGUUCUCGGCCUCAGGGACGUAGACGAUUCUGCCUCGACGAAUAUCCCUCAAUGCUAUCUGCAAGAUAUUGAUUUAGAAUUAGCCGCAUUGGAAGAAGGAAACCGGAAUCGUCAAGCAGAACUAUCCGCGUACGCGGAACUCGACAAUAUUGCGGAGGAGGAUGAACAAGAACCACCAGUUCCGGCGCCGCAGCACCUCACGCUUGAGCGACAACUCAACAAGAGCGUGCUGAUCGGAUGGACUGCACCCGACAACACGCACCAACUCGAAUCCUAUCACGUCUACGUGGACGGCGUGCUGAAAGUCACGGUGAAGGCCACCGAGAGGACCAGGGCCUUGGUGGAAGGAGUCGAUUCUACACGGCCGCAUAGGAUAAGCGUGCGCUCGGUCACGCACUCGAGAAGGACGUCGCGCGAUGCCGCUUGCACGAUGGUGAUCGGCAAAGACAUCGCGCUGGGGCCGACUGCCGUCAAAGCAUCAAACGUAACGGCGACUAGUGCCGUGAUAUCCUGGCUACCCAGUAACAGUAACCAUCAGCACGUCGUCUGCGUGAACAACGUGGAAGUUAGAACUGUGAAGCCGGGCGUCUACAGACAUACUAUCACUGGCCUGGCGCCGUCAACGAUAUAUAGGGUGACCGUCAAGGCGAAGAACCUGCGGGCGACGCAUUUUGAGGACCAAAAUGCCCAGGCGGCAAAUAAUCUUGCCUGCCAUGUCCACUUUAAAACGUUGCCCAAGGGAUUGCCGGAUCCUCCGGUCGAUAUCCAGGUGGAGGCUGGACCGCAGGACGGCACUUUGCUAGUGACCUGGCAGCCUGUUGCCCUAAACGGUUCGGCCGUCACCGGUUACGCGGUGUACGCCGAUGGUAAGAAGGUCACCGAUGUUGACAGUCCCACCGGGGAUCACGCGCUAGUCGACAUACACAAGCUCAUGGGUCUUAACCCGAAGCAUAUCACUGUCAGGACUAAGAGCAGGGAAAGUCAAUCAGGCGAUAGUUGCGCAACAGCGAUACCUUGCAGCGUGCUUCGUGGUGGUCCCGCCGUCGCUCACAUGCCGUCUCAUGGCGGACUCCCGCACAUGGUGGAUCAACGACAACAGCAGUCCACUAUGGGUCCUCAGGAUGAUUCCAGUCGCCAUCGUAUGGGAGCCGUAAGUCAGCGAUACCCGAACGCGCCCGUGCCCUCGCAUAUGCGACGACACGUGGCUAACAGAGUAGACGCUCACGGUCAGGUUAUCAUCGAGACGGACGAGAAUCUUUCCGACAAGGAGAUUUACCCCGGACAGAGCAUUCCUCAAAUGGGAAUUCCGGAAAUCACAAAAGAUUCUGCGAGUGAAGCAAAUUAUAGCGAGGAGGACGAUCCCACGCGUAGAUCGCGGGGAAUGCCACCACAGCAUCACGGCCCGCAACAUCGAUAUGGCGCGACAAUGGAUCCUCAGGGCCCGCCUGGAGCACAUAGGUCUCCUAGCAUGGGCGGUCCCAGCAGUAGACCGCAAGAUCCUUAUUAUGACCAAACGGGACCGUCUCAAAGGGGACGAGGACCGGUUUAUGGGCGCGGUGGACGAGUACCGCAGGCUCAAGGUGGAGCGAGUCAUCCACCGAACGUAGCUCAACAAAUGAACAAGAGGCAGCGAUGGUUCGUGGCACUGUUUGACUAUGAUCCUACGACCAUGUCACCAAAUCCAGAUGCAUGCGAGGAGGAAUUACCAUUUUCCGAAGGCGAUACCAUCAAGGUAUACGGCGAAAAAGAUGCUGACGGUUUUUAUUGGGGCGAGUGUCGCGGUAGGCGAGGAUAUGUUCCUUACAAUAUGGUGGAGGAGCUUAAAGAUCCACCAGGUCAAGCACAACCUGGUAGGAGAGGACCCGCACAGAGUGAGAGAUGGGGUGACAUUUAUGCAAGCAUGCCCGUGAAGAAGAUGAUAGCCCUCUACGAUUAUGAUCCUCAUGAAUUAUCCCCUAACGUUGAUGCUCAAGUUGAAUUAACGUUUCAAACCGGAAACGAGAUAUAUGUCUACGGUGACAUGGAUGACGACGGAUUUUACAUGGGCGAGCUGAACGGCGUGCGCGGUUUAGUGCCGAGUAAUUUCCUCACAGAGGCACCCGGGCAAAAUCAGGGGCAACCGCCGCAAGGUAGCAGGCGACCCGGCGGCCAGAGCCAAGGACCGGGUGCGAGGGGGCCUCCACCACCUCCUCGGGAACCACCCCCGGCCGGUCACCGACGUGGCAAAGAUGCCUGCAUUGUGCCUGUGUCUGUCCCUGUCUGUCACUUAGACUCUAGACAACUACAACAACAACCACCACCAUCACUAAUGAACAACCAACAACAUCAACUACAACAUCAAAACAAUCCACCGCAUCUAGCCUAUCAACAAGCGAAUCACCACAGCUACACGACCGUAACCACGUCCAAUCAGCAUGGGCCCAGUCACUUGCCACCCGGCGGCGGUGUCAUGGGUGCCCAUCAGCAAGGUCCCGUACUGCCCCACCUUCAGCAACAGGGGAAGGGGAGGGGCGGCGUGGCCAAUCGGAUCGCUGGUAGUAACAUGCCAGGUAUGCAGGGGCCGGGUCAGCAUCUUCAGCAACAGGACUACCAAAGCCAACAGCAAAUGAAUCAGCCCUAUCAGCAACAACCGAAUCAGCCCUACCAGCAGCAGCAACAAUCGAAUCAAGGGUAUUCGCAACAACAGACGCAACCGUUCCAGCAAUCGCAACCACAACAGCAAAUGGGCCAGCCGUUCUCGCAGCAGAAUCAACCAGGCGGUCUUGGGAUGCAACUCGGCGGUCCUCAAAGCACUAGCAAGCCUAUGAGAGGAAUACCAUCGGUGCUGCCAACAGCGCAAUCCAAGACGCAGCCGAUGCAGCCGAUGCAGCAACAGCAACAGCAACCGCAGCAACAGAGCACCGGGCCGAACCUGAUGCAGAAGUUCACCGAGAUGGCCGGCGCGAGCGCAGGCGGUGAUAUACUCUCCAAAGGGAAGGAGCUCAUCUUCAUGAAGUUUGGAUUGGGCAAGUGAGGAGAAGCGAUCGCUAACGACGUGACGGUGACGACGAUAACGAUAAUAACGACGAUACAUUGUCGUUUCCGUUUCGUUUUUGUCGCGCUCAACGUUCGCAUGCGCGCAAAGUCAAUCUCGUCGAUCACGAGCUGUAUAAAUCAGUAUUACGACGAACGUCGUUUGACAGCGGAAGAUAUGCAACGAGGACGCAAUCUUACCGAAUAUUGUUGCUGAAGACAAAGAGGACAAGGCGGAAAAGAGUGCGCCGCCAUUGCUGCUGCUGCUGUUGCUGCUAUUGUUGCUACUCGCUAUUAAUCGUUAAUUACUGCAAAAUAAAGAGGAACCGUCGCUGGGCAAACAUAAAUCGAGAACGAGCCUCGCGAUAGAGGAAAGGAGAAAGAACGUUCGGUGGAGAUUGCUUGAGAUAAAAGUCACUCACACCGAGAAUCUACCGAUGAUUCCAUCGAUCGAGAAGAGAUAAGAAAUACGUACAAGAUUCAUCGAACUUCUUUUUAAUCCUCCUUUUCCGAAAUCUUCUUCUUCUGCUACUUCGUCUUCUUCUUUGCGCGACGAUAGGAUCCUCGAUCGAUGCUGGGCGGUCCAUUGAAGAGAUACUUGUCGAUUGCUCGUCCGCCGAACCGUCGCAGAAUCUCCUAGCAUACACGAGAUAAUCAGUGUCACGGUCAAUGCUAUCUGCGAAAUGUACUUCGAGCGACGGCGCGCCAAAUCAUAUAAAUCGCGUAUCUGCGCGACUGUUUCUUCCAAUCUCUCCUCAUUCUCUUUGCGUUAUUCGGAGCGCCGUUCGGUUCUCAAAGUAAAACAGAAACCUUUGUUGCGAUACAGAUUGUAUCGAGUGUACGUAGAAGAGAGAAAGAGAAGCAUUUCGCGUAAAUUCUGUAUUAAAAUGAGUCACUGAUAAAGCGAAGCUAGACAAGCCGAAGUCAGAUUUUUCGUGGACGGAAGAAAAAGAUAGAGGCCGACCUACAAAGGGAUAAUCAUAUCGCCAUAUAGGAGUGGGGACGCGACAACAACGUGGGUGUGCCUUGGGAGAACCAUUUCACCCAGCAGCAACCAAUGAUCAUAUCUUUAAUCAAUAAUUCUCUAGUUAUUUUUUCUUUCUCUCGUGAAAAUUGAGCGCGCUAUAUCGAGAGCCGUAGCGGCGCAUACACGAAUAAACGAUCACGAUCUCUCGUCUUGACAAUUUUCUCUUGUUCCCGUGUGUGUGUGUGUGUGUGUGUGUGUGUGUGUGCGCGCGCGCGCGUGUGUGUGAGCCUGGAAGCCCCUCCUCCCCCUCCCUCUUCGCAUAUUCCCUUACAUUAUCCUACGUCCUUCGCUUUUAUUCCAGCAUUCCCGAAUGCGCGCAGAUGAAAUCGUUGUGUCCGGACCGCGAGAGAGAGAGAGAGAGAGAGAAAGAGAGAGAGAGAUCCUCGAACCUCGUGUUUUAGCCGCUCGGAUGAAUCUCGGAAUCGGGAUCGCCUGUUCGGAUCGGGAGAUAAUUGAACGAAUCCGAGACGAUGCUCGAGGAUGAAUGGCGAUAGGGCCGUUUGUCAUCGGACCCGUCUUGAAUGGCGCACAAAAAUCGGAAGCAAAACGGAGUACGGAGCAACACCACGGAGUCAGACACCAAUGAAACGCAGACACGAAACGCUACGAUCCUUCGAUCGGGGCGGGCGAAUCGGCCGCGUAUCAAACGGUAAUUAUAUAUCAUAACUGUGUGUAUGUGAGUGAGAGAGAGAGAGAGAGAGAAAUAGGCGAGAUGGAACGGGAGAUUAUAGCGUAUUAAAUACGGUAACGGGAUAUACAUAUAUACAUAUGCAUAUACAGAUAUACAUAUAUAUACAUAUAUACAUAUAUUUAACUAUUGCAAAGUGUUGUUACAUCGCUACUUGUAUCGUAUUUUGUACAAAGUAUCUUUACCUUCGAUUGUUUUCUUUCGCCAAGAUAUAUUUAGCAAAAAAAUAUGGCGGAGAAAGAGCGACGAAUCUUUUCCGGAUCCAAUUUCAAAUCAUUCAACACUAUCAUUAUCAACAUUUUAUCCUCAUCCUCACUGUUUUCACCAUCCUCACUAUUUUUAGCAUUCUCUUUAUUCUUAGUCUCAUUCUUAUCCUUAUUCUCAUCAUUAUUAUCAUCAUUAUCAUUAUUGUCACCAGUAUCAACUUCACGUCAUUGACGCAAACUUGUACUUAAUUGUUAUUACUCGCGCCUGUCCUGUGUAUGUACUCGCUUCUCGUAUAUUUUUUGGCGAUGGUGAAUAUACAUAUACAGCAAGACAUGCUCGAGAUUUUGAGAAGAAGAGAACACCGCAUAGGGAGACAAUCAUUUCCGUCGAGAAACGAACCAAGUUCUAGAAAACUUAAGAUCGCGAUUCAAUCCUUUCACUCCCAUCGAGGCAUGCAUGUCCCACUACAGCUUUAAUGAUUUUUUGGGAAGACAGUAUCUCAUAAUAAUAUUACAAUCACACUUUGUUAGAAUUUAGUAUAUUACGUAUUCUAAGAUGACAGUGAGAGGGCUAAUACUGCAACAUAAAAGUAAUUUAAAGUAAGUUGAUUUUCUGACAUAAACGGAACGAUAUUAAAAUAAUAAGAACAUCCAUGUAUACGUCUAUGGACCAAACAAAAUUUUUAAUGUUAAAAAAGUCAUAAUUCACUAUCUGAAUAAAAUUAAUUUGAAUAGCUCGUUUUUGUUCAUCGUGCAGUCAGGUAGAUAUCUUAUUUUUGUCGAUCAGAGUUUUUCCACACGUAAAUUGUUAAAACUAGUUAAACCUCCUGAGACAGGGGAGAGAAACGCGAUUGUCGUUUAAAUGAUAAUGAGAUUUAUCGCAAGCGCUGUAAAUAUUAAGAUACAUACAUAGAAAUUAAUUGCGAGCGAAAGACGGACGUGUCUCCCUAACGCGGUGUUUCCAUUACACAAGCUUACGCAUGAAUGAUUACAUUUGCAUGGAGUGAAAUCUGUCUGAAUCAAAAGUAGACAGAACAAACGUACUCGAAUGUCAAUGCAUUACCUGCUUUUUUUUAUUUUAUUGUUGCCUUGUCGCGCAAUAGUACGAUAGUAUUCGGCUUUGACCGUGCGCGUCCGACGAUCGACUACUGAUCAGGUCUGGUCGUGUAGCAUCGGAUGAUCGCGCGAGAGAAUCCGUCGCUUUCUCCGCAACCAUUUGCGUAUAAAUCCGCGAAGAUAUCUAUGCACCAUACGUAAUGAUUUGCAAUGACGGGGAAUGCAUCCCCCCGCUCGCAAAGUUAUUUUUAUCGCGUUGUAUUUUUCAAUUAAAGAUUGUAUAUAAAUACUUUUGAAGCGAAAGAGACAGAGAGAGAGAGAGAGAGAGAGAGAGAGAGAGAGAGAGAGAGAGAGAAAGAGAAUAUCAACGCUCGUUUACGGAACUACACGACUGGAACUAUACGAUUCGCAUAGUAAUGAUCGAGUGAGAAAUGAUAGCGAUAUUAUUUAUUAGAGCACGUGGCCCUUUCGCAGCUUUUGCGGCUUUUUCGUUUAUUGUUCCUCCCGCCCUCACAAUUUUCUCAUUGUAUUUACGAUAGCACCGAAACUCAUAUCCGACUAGUAUUAUAAUCUUGAUUCAGGCGAUGUGAAAAAAAAAAGACUGAUACCGAAGUUUCCGAUAUACCGCAGGUGAUUAUAACGCGAGUACCAAGACGCUAAUAGCGAGUGUAUGUAAUCUCUCACGUAUGUCGUGGUCGUUAUGUGUCUUUCUUCGAUAUUGUUUUCUGCGUCUGUCAUCCCACGUAUCUCUAUAAUAUAGCCGUGUAUAGUUCUCUUUCGCGCGAGCGAGAAAGUAUACAUAUUUGUUACGGACUUAAAAUUGAUUAUAGGCGUAAAGAGAGAGGAAAUAUUGUAAGAGAGAAGAGCGAGAGAGAGAAUUAUGGGAGCACCGCGACGCGAGAUGUCGAACGGGUUCCGACAGGAAGCGGGUCUUCGAAAGAGAGAGGAAAAUAUUGUGAGAGAAGAGAGAAAGGGGAGAAAUUAAUUGUCGAUGCGGCGCGCACACAUUAGUGCUUUUACUUACGGUACAAAAUCGAAGAGAGAGAAGAAGAGAAAGAGAGAAAGAAAGAAAGAGAGAGAGAGAGAGAAAUAAGCAUUUUUACUUAUCAUCGUUAGAUUUUUAGAUAUGAUCACCCUAAAACGCACCUAUAUAACUUUCACGCGAACGAACUCAUUGUAUCUCGCGUUACAACGUUCGAACGGGUCAUAUCUGCGACGCUCAUCCUCUUCGCGCGGUCCAGACCAAGCGCCAGCGAUUCGAUAGCGAUUCGAUCGUUUAACGAGAACAAUAAAAUAGCGAGACGCGACAAAACGAUCGAGCGCGGGUAGGAUUACGCGGCGAUAUCGCUCCUUGAGGCCCCUCGAUCCGUCAUUGCAUAAAGGCAUAAACCAUUGAAGAAUCAACAACUACGUUAUAUCUUCUCAAAAGCCGUGAUAUUCGUGUGUAGCUAAAAGUCUGAAUUUUUAAUCGACCCACGUCCAAUAUGUGAUUAAAUGGUCAAUCCCGAUCCAUCCCUAAAUUUCAUAACUAGCGGUGCAUCUCGCAUUGUCCUAUGUCGAAUGUGAAUUGCUGUUUGUAAAGUUCUAUAAUUAUCCGACAGAGUUUCUUCAUUGUAAGUUCCAUUUUGGAGGUGAAUAAAAUAAUAAAUAAUCUUUACCUUCUUCGCAAUCGCUAUGACGGAUCGUCGGCCUUAAUUCGGCGGUACCAAUCGCGACAGGUCCACCGAGUACCUCUAAGGAUCGUUUAUCGAGCCUCACGCCUCUGUAUAUUUCAUUGUACAUUCUCAUCGUUACCGACUUUUAGCCUCUGAAUGGGACGAUCCGUGUAGCUCUUUUGAUAUCGUGGCGAUCGGGUGUCGAGGAUGAAAUCGACUGGCGAACAAAUAAACGAGCGAGCGAGCGUGCGAGCGAGCUCUCGAAUGCUGAAAGGAACGCAGGUGCGCCCAACAAUUCUCCACAAUUUUCCGGACGUUUCUUUCGGUCUUCGUAGAUACCUUUAGGUGUAAGGCACUGGGUUGAUUUUCACCUACUAGGUGUCGAAUAGAAUAAAAUAUAACGCCCGCCCUCCGCGCAUUCACACACAUACACACACACACACACACAAACACGCGCGCGCGCGCGUACAUACGAAUCACACAACCCAGGUCGACACGUCGACAGCAAGUGUCCGUUUGAGAGUUAUUGUCUAAUUGUAAGAGCGUUUCUUUGACAGUAAAGUAUUUUACAAUUAAUUCUCCGUUCGCCGCGCGAGAUAAAAGCGAUUGUACUUGAUAAAAAAAGAAAAAUUUUUACUUUCAAAGUGUGAUUUAUUUUAGGAGUUUGUCGAGAUCGAAAUUGGAAAAAAAAAUCUUAAACGGACACCGAUACUCUCCAGCUAGAUCGACGACGAUCGUUCUGGGAUCCGUGAACUUUCGUUCACUAGGAAAGCUUCACUGACGGAGGGAGAGAGCGCUAUAACGAAUCAAAGUGACUGAUAGAGGGACGGUACAAGGAGGAGGCUACGAAGCUAUCCGGACGGUGUUAAUUAGUCGCCAAUUAUUGUCAUUCUUUCUCUCGUGUCGACAUUAAGGACGUAUGAAACGGGAGCAGAAGGUAGCGCAAAUCGAUAUAUAACACGUUUCAAUAUAAACGAAAAAAAAAUAUUAAUAAAAAGAAAAUAUAUCGCGUCGUCUCUUAAGCAUGCCAAGAGAGAGGUACGCCAGCUACGUUUGUCAUUCAGUAAUCUUGCGCUUUGUUUUUUCUAUGAAUCGGUGCGUGACGAUCUUACUCCUUGUUAGAUCGAGGUGAAGUAAGAGAAACAGGAAGAAAAAAAAGAAGCUGCUAUAUAUAAAGAGAAAAGGGGAGAUUUAAGAGAGCCCAUAAAAACACACACACAAUGUUAUUAUAAACGAUUAAUUAAUAAAAAACGAA